GAAUUUCCUGUCACCCAGACACAGCCAGGAUAUGCUAUUAUCAAUUCAAAGUAUGACGUGAAAUAUGGAUUUUCCUUCGGUUCUGCAAUAUGGCGAUACCUUAGAGAUCAAAGCGGAGGCUGGAAAGAAUUUUUUCUACUUGAGUCUGCUGUCCGAUUACUUGGCGUUCGAUCCUGUCCAAAUCGCCCAGCAUAGUGACUUGGAAAAUUGUCUCCCGAUGGUCCCAACUCAGCCGUUAGAAAUUCGACUGGAGAUUAAUGGAUGUUGGGAUGUGACCGCUAGCAGUCCUGAAGUGAGUACAAUAUCGCAUGGAACGACAGUAAGACGCUACGGGUUCCGAUCGGGCGAAGUCUUCACCUGCACCAUUGUCAUCGGGCGCGAACAAUUCGAAAUUAACCUGAACAAGAAUUUUUUGGCAAGUUCCGAACACUUGAUACCAGUUGGAUCCAUUCACGGGAUGAAAAUUGAGGGUGACUGUGUUAUUCGAAGCAUUUUAUAUGGGCAUCCCAUUGCUAUCGAGCACCACUACCGGGUGGCGGAACCCAACCCAGUUUCGUGUGAAAUCGUCGAAUGCCACCUAAACCUGGGACACCUGUUGUCGGAUGCUGUGGAUUCCGAUAAGGGAGAUAACUUCAACACCCAUGAACACCCACAUGACAGCCUUGGAUUCACUAGAAUUCAAGACAUAAAUUCUCUUGCUGAUGCACGAAAGUCUCAGUCCCAUGCAACGAAAUCAACGUCAUAUCAAUUGGCCUUUUCGCAAGAAUACAGUGAAGGGGAGGAUUAUCAAGUAGAUAUGUUCCAUAUAGGACUUACCCCAGAAAAGCCUUGAGACUGAAUUGACCACGCAGAAAGUCCGCGUAAUUCAGUAAUGUUGGACAGCCCGGUUUAUAUUCAGUUAAAGCAGGGGUGUACUUUUUAGCCCCAUACAAAAAGAAGGUGAGUGUAACCAGAGCACGUACUUGAACGUAUGCUAAUUUAAAGAUGGAAUAUCUACACGCUGAAAAUGUUUGAGGAAACUGCACCCAAACCUGGUUUAAUGCACACCAGCAACAACUACUUUCAGGUUUGAACGAAGACCAUUUCUACCGACGGCAGUGCAGAAAACUGAGCUAGGAAGUGCUUCCAUCUUAUCCAUUGCUGGUAAAACGCAGAGAAACAACUGAAGCUUUUCCCAGAAGGAGUGAAUGGUUAUUCAGUUCAAGUAGAAUAUGGAGGCGGGCUGAUUCACAGCGCAAUCAAAUCCAAAUGAAGUUAACUAUCAACAAAAAAGUACCAUGUUGCCUAAGCCAACUUGUGUUGCUCCAACUGCCGUGACGGCCAGUGAACAU
This is a messenger RNA of Dicrocoelium dendriticum, 1331 nucleotides long. The record is from the annotation of a GenBank genome assembly. Lineage: Eukaryota; Metazoa; Platyhelminthes; Trematoda; Plagiorchiida; Dicrocoeliidae.